Micropterus dolomieu (smallmouth bass) is the source of this 5518-nucleotide messenger RNA. RefSeq names its product metabotropic glutamate receptor 7-like. The coding region runs from base 260 to 2374 and encodes 704 amino acids. The transcript has 11 exons. Gene Ontology annotation, biological process: G protein-coupled glutamate receptor signaling pathway; regulation of synaptic transmission, glutamatergic. Lineage: Eukaryota; Metazoa; Chordata; Actinopteri; Centrarchiformes; Centrarchidae. Gene Ontology annotation, cellular component: membrane. The record is from RefSeq and is a predicted model, not a curated record. Gene Ontology annotation, molecular function: group III metabotropic glutamate receptor activity.
CGCUUUUAGACCUCUGCCUGCCUAAUCACCUCCUGGAUGGACUGUAACAACUAAAGGUGUGACGAGAUCUCGUGCCACAUGAGAGUGGAAGCCUUUGUCUCCAUAUCAGCAUGACGGAGUGUGAGGGGGAAAUUUGCAUAGAAGACACUUUCAGAUCCCUCAGAUCAGCUACGCUUCCACCGCCCCGGAGCUAAGCGAUGAUCGGAGGUACGACUUCUUCUCUCGGGUGGUCCCUCCGGACAGUUUCCAGGCCCAGGCGAUGGUGGAUAUCGUCAAGGCCAUGGGCUGGAACUACGUCUCCACUGUGGCCUCAGAGGGCAGCUAUGGGGAGAAGGGGGUGGACGCCUUCAUGCAGCUCUCCAGGGAAGCAGGAGGAAUCUGCAUCGCUCAGUCGCUGAAGAUCCCUCAUGAACACAAAUCCUCCGACUUUGACAAAAUCAUCCGUCUGCUGCUGGACACUCGGUACGCCAGGGCAGUCGUCCUGUUCGCCUCUGAUGAGGAUAUCAGGGGGAUCCUGAAUGCCAGUAAGCGAGCGGACCAGGUCGGUCACUUCUUGUGGAUCGGCUCGGACAGCUGGGGGGCCAAGAACAGCCCCAUCCACCAGCUGGAGGACGCCGCUGUGGGAGCCGUCACCAUCCUGCCAAAGAGAGCCACCAUCAGCGGGUUCGACGCGUACUUCACGUCACGGACUCUGGAGAACAACAGGAGGAAUGUGUGGUUUGCCGAGUACUGGGAGGAGAACUUUAACUGCAAGCUGAUGAGCUCCUCCAAGAAAGACGAGAGCAGCAGAAAGUGUACAGGUCAGGAGCGUAUCGGGAUUGAUUCCAAGUAUGAGCAGGAGGGUAAGGUCCAGUUUGUGAUCGAUGCGGUGUACGCCAUGGCCCACGCCCUCCACAACAUGCAGAGGGACCUGUGCCCCGAGAGCUCCGGCAUCUGCCCGGAGAUGGACCUGGCGGGAGGGAAGAAACUGCUCAAGUACAUCCGCAGCGUCAGCUUCAACGGAAGUGCUGGUACCUCAGUGACAUUCAACCGUAAUGGCGACGCCCCUGGGCGCUACGAUCUGUUUCAGUACCAGUGGAACAACGCCACCGGGCCGGGCUACCGUGUGAUCGGCCAGUGGACGGAGACGCUGCUGCUCAACAUGGAGGACAUGCAGUGGCCUCGAGGGGAGCAGGACAUUCCCACCUCGGUGUGCAGCCUUCCCUGUAAAACCGGUGAGAGGAAAAAGGUGGUGAAAGGCAUGCCCUGCUGCUGGCACUGCGAGCCCUGCGACGGCUACCAGUACCAGUACGAUGAGUUCACCUGCAAGCUCUGCUCCUACAACAUGAGGCCCAAUGCCAACCGUACUUCGUGCCAGCCCAUUCCCAUCAUAAAACUGGAAUGGCACUCACCCUGGGCGGUGAUUCCAGUUUUCCUGGCAAUGCUCGGGAUCAUCGCUACAAUCUUUGUCAUGGCUACGUUCAUUCGGUACAACGAUACACCGAUUGUCCGAGCGUCCGGCAGGGAGCUGAGUUAUGUUCUCCUGACUGGGAUAUUUUUAUGUUAUAUAAUCACAUUCCUCAUGAUCGCCAAGCCGGAUGUUGGCGUGUGCUCGUUCAGAAGGAUUUUCCUGGGUUUGGGUAUGUGCAUCAGCUACGCGGCCCUCCUCACCAAAACCAACCGCAUCUACCGAAUCUUUGAGCAGGGCAAGAAGUCCGUGACGGCACCCAGGCUGAUCAGCCCCACCUCACAGCUGGCUAUCACCUCCAGCCUCAUCUCAGUCCAGCUGUUGGGGGUGUUUAUUUGGUUCGUGGUGGAUCCACCCAACACCAUCAUAGACUAUGACGAGCAGAAGACCUUUAACCCGGAUCUAGCACGAGGGGUGUUGAAAUGUGACAUCACAGAUCUUCAGAUUAUCUGUUCCUUGGGUUACAGUAUCUUACUGAUGGUGACGUGUACUGUUUACGCUAUAAAGACCCGCGGGGUCCCGGAGAAUUUUAAUGAGGCCAAGCCAAUCGGGUUCACCAUGUACACCACCUGCAUUGUAUGGCUGGCUUUUAUACCCAUUUUCUUUGGCACGGCGCAGUCUGCGGAAAAGCUUUACAUCCAGACGACCACACUGACCAUCUCCAUGAACCUGAGUGCGUCCGUGGCCCUCGGGAUGCUCUACAUGCCCAAAGUCUACGUCAUCAUCUUCCACCCGGAGCUCAACGUGCAGAAGAGGAAACGUUCCUUCAAAGCCGUCGUCACGGCCGCCACCAUGUCGUCCCGACUCUCCCACAAGGCCAGCGAGAGGCCCAACGGAGAGGCCAAGACGGAGCUGUGCGAGAACGUCGACGCCAACAGUCCGGCAGAAAAGAAGAAAUAUGUGAGCUACAACGACCUUGUGAUCUAACGGCAUUCCUCCAUCCGAACGAGAGGCUGAACAGGAGAAAGAGAGCGAUAGCUGGAGAUGUCUGGUCUCCUGCCCCGCUGGCUAAAAACAAGAAGAGGGAGAAAAACCCAGAAGGAAGGGGUAUUUUUUUUGUUUUUGUUUUGUUGUUGUUGUUAAAUUAUUUUAUUUUUUAUUCAGUCUCAUGUGCUUCAUUGCCCACUACAGACUUUCAGAUGCUAAAGCAAAACCUUGUGGGACUUUUCUUUGGGCACACUCGGUCAAAGAGAAGCAAGGAACUGUUUAAAAAAUAAAGACGUGGGGAUUUGGGGAAAAUUGUUCAGAAAAUUAAAAUAAUCUUUUUGUUCGUGAGGUGGUGGUGAUGGUGGUGCUGAGAACAAAUAGAUGCAUCAGUGGAAGUCUUUCAGCCUCUGGCUUGCGAAGAGUCGGCCGAGCUCUCCGGGCUCCCGUGUCGCGUCUCUCUCUGCUGUUGAUGUCAAACAAAGCAGCCGUCUCGGCCUGACGUGACCUUUGUACGGAGCCCGCCUCCUCUUGUCUUUUAAUGUCCUUCCAAACUGCAAGUUUCCAACCUUCCCGUCCACCCGCGUGUCGUCCGUUCGUUAUGGCUUACAUGUCGGCCUCCUUUGGGUUGUUGAUUUUUAUUUCCCUUUUUCUUUUUUUAAGACAAUGGUUAUGAUGUUGAUGAUGAAUCGGUUUUUGGUCUUGCUUCUUGGAUGCUCAUUGUUUUUUUUAUUUUUAUUAAAGCCAUAUUCUUCGCUUUGAGGAUUUUGAGGGCUUUGCUCACGCGGCCACCUGGAAUCUGAUUUUUGCAUUUUUCUCUUAAAUGUAAUUCCGCCCAAAAAUCUGGACAUCUUAAAAAAGUCCUGCAACCAUAUUUUCUCAGCCAGCUUCUCACUUUUAUAAUGACAGCAUCAUUAUUUAGUACAGGGGGUGAAUCUCAAACCUGGCACCAUUAAAGUACUAAAUGCUGUUAGCCGCUCCUGUUAGCAGUGGACCCACAGAAGCUUCCACUGGAGACUCUGAUACUGAAGAAAACUUAAAGAUUCUCAGGCAGGAUGUGCAGCCAGAAGGAGCAGCUUCUUUCUGUGAUUUCUAAGCAGAUUUCUGGAUCUUUAUUAAUGAUGGACUUUGAUAUAAUUACAGGUGUAAGUCACUGAAUCUAAAAAUGUGUGUUGUGUCGUGUCUGUUCAGAGUUGACGGAGUUAUGACUCCAAGCAGGAGUGCAAUUUGUUUUAAAGUUACAGGAAACUUUAAAAUGUGAAUUUGUGGCUAAUAGGUAUUAAUAACAUAUUGUCUCAGCAUCAUCUCUGUAUCGUCUUUGGGUUUCCAGCUCUGUUUCAUCAAUAGCCAAAAAGGUUCAGGAGUGUUGCAGGUGAAUCAUGAACAUUUAGUGAAACUCCCGCAGAGCUGAUUCCAGGUGACAAUGGAAAGAGGAGAGUAUUUUUGUGCUGCGCCUGAAUCAAUGUUUCCUGUAACUUAAAGUCUCUUACUCAUCGUCCAUCAGCUGUCACCGCUGCAGCGCCACCUGCUGCCCGUGUUGGUGAGCCGUCCAAUCAGCAGCCAAAUAACCUGUACUAACUUCCUGCACGCACCCGCCCCCUUUCAGUAUCUUUGCCUCACCUGUCUCCCUCCUCGGCGGGAGGCGGCUCACAGUUUGAAGACCUCUGUUCUAGAAACACACUGAAGAAUUGAAGCCAAGUUUUCCGGGGCUGCCAGGUUGCCUCUGAACGUGUCGUGUUCUCUUCGUCGCUUGACUGGGAAAGAGAUCUGAAGUCACCCGUUCCUCAGAAACUUGUUAUAAAUCUGAGCUGUGAACUUUUCAAAAAAAAACAUCAGAGAUUUAGCCUUCUGUUCAUCGGGUUUCUGACGCAUGCGAUUCCAAAAAUCUUCACUUCAGUCCCCCGACGUGGUAAAAAUCAGAUUCCUCGGCUGGGCGUGAACACAAAGCCCCCCUCAAAAAAAACUUUUUAAAAAAACAGGCGUGUUUCUAAAGGCCUUUUUGUUUGAACUGUUUGUGGUCCCAUGAUGAAAGCCUUCCCAUCCCAACAUGUGUGUUCCUUCUCCACAAGCAGCAAACACGAUGACUUCUCCAGUAUUUUGUAGGUGUACGAUGAUGAUGAUGAUGAUGAUGAUGACGACCCUUAACUGUGUUGUAGCACACUUAAAAAGAACCUCCUUGGGUCCAGACUUCACUGGAUUUGUGCUGAAUAUCUGGUGAUUUCAUGGACUACUGAUACAACUAAAAGGUGUUGAUGUCGAGGUUGUCAAUGCAUGCCUGAUAUGUUCGAUGUUGAAACAGAAUCAGAAAAAAAAAAGUUUAAAAUAAUGAAAUUUUCUCAACACAGUUGAUUCCACCUGUCUGCUCUGAAGUGUACUGUUUUUGAUUUUGAGUUUCUUUACCAUUGACCUCCACUGAUUCUUUCUCACACAGCAGAAUAUGGCUUUGAUUGUUUUUCUUAUUUUCCUGGAAACUACGGAAAAAGAUUAAUAUAUAUUUAAAAAAAACAAAAAUACUUGUAAGAAGAAGAGAAAAAAAAAAAGGAAGCAUGUAUGUUUUCUACUGUUUGUACUAGGUAUAUUCAUGUUGCCCUUGCUGCUUAUGUGCCAAUUGUUGUGGGAGAGAUUUACAUUUGGCCACUCAUGCAACUAUUCUGUGGUGUUGUCCAAGAAUGUAUCAACAUGAAAUAAAAAAACAUUUGGUUAUUUUUUUAUAUAUAUUCCCUGAGGACUCGCAGUUUGGUAGUCGUGUCUUACUCUUAAGAAAGCUUUUUCACUUGAAUUGCCUCGAGAAAGUAUUUGAUUUAAGUAAUUCCUCGUCGCACACGGACCUCCAUCAGAGAAUGUAGAAUAUCAAAAAUUCCUUUUCUUUGCUGUAAAUGAGAUUCAACAUGGUUCCUUUCGUGGAGAAAAUGGGCACUAAAGAAAAUCUGAGGUGCACGGCUGACUUUCAGAAAAUCAACUACUCAAUCUCAGUUCCUAAGAAGCUUGUUUCUCCGUUGAAUAUCAUCAAUAAAACACAAUCUACAGAUCCUGAAUGCACGGCACAGAUACCUCUGCAACGCUCACCUGGGCCUUGUGCUGUUAUAAAAAUCGUUGUGUCCUGCAUUGAGAUAAGUUGCUGUUGCAUGAGUAGAAUAAAUGAGCGGA